This is a messenger RNA of Sparassis crispa, 246 nucleotides long. RefSeq lists its product as hypothetical. The coding region runs from base 1 to 246 and encodes 81 amino acids. The transcript has a single exon. The record is from RefSeq and is a predicted model, not a curated record. Lineage: Eukaryota; Fungi; Basidiomycota; Agaricomycetes; Polyporales; Sparassidaceae.
AUGAGUGGUGAGUGGUUUGGCCGGAAGAAUGCAGUGGAGCGGGGAGCAUCCAAGCCCCGCUUGGCUGCCUUUGCGCUCAAGGCCAUCCCUGCUCCCCUAACUUCGAUCGAUAACACUCGCGCAAGGGAGCUGUUGGAGAUGACUCCCUGGAAGACUUCGGUACUCGAUGUUGUGGAAAAUUUUCUUCAGCUGGAGAAGGAGUGGCUCAGUAAGGGUCUAACGAUUCGAGACCCCUACCCUCGCUGA